This is a messenger RNA of Photinus pyralis (common eastern firefly), 1153 nucleotides long. RefSeq names its product uroporphyrinogen-III synthase-like. Bases 214 to 978 code for a protein of 254 amino acids. NCBI's taxonomy places the organism in Eukaryota, Metazoa, Arthropoda, Insecta, Coleoptera, Lampyridae. Gene Ontology annotation, molecular function: uroporphyrinogen-III synthase activity. Gene Ontology annotation, biological process: uroporphyrinogen III biosynthetic process. The record is from RefSeq and is a predicted model, not a curated record. The transcript is spliced from 3 exons.
ACAGGUUCCGACCCUUAACCCAACUUUUCAGAGGAUUAAGUUGGUUUUUUCAAAUUUUAAUUUUUACAACCAAGGUCGUUGUGCAAUAAUUAUGAAAUCAAGGCAGAGAUAGGCAAUAAAUCUGUAAUGGCAGUAAAAUAAUCGUAAAAUAUAUUCUCGCAGUAAUUCACGUUGUCGUGCUUCAUGCAAACCUACCGUGGUAAUUGAUUAAAAAUGAAAAUAUUACUCAACUGUGUCCUGCUCCUAAAAGCAGAGAAGUCGGAGGAAGCUGAAGAUAAGUACGAAUCUAUGUUGACCAAGGCAGGGUUUGACGUAAAGCAUGUAAAAACAUUGGAGUUUCGAUUUAAGAACUUGGAAGAGUUAAAAGAGAAAUUAUAUAAACCUGAUAGCUACAGUGGAAUCAUAUUUACCACACCUCGUAGUGUACAAGCGACCUGCAAGACGUUAAACAAUGAAAACUUAGAUAAACGUUGGAUGUUGAAGAACAACUAUGUGGUGGGCGAAGCGACUUACCAGCAUGCUCUAAAUGACUGCGGCCUAGACUGCAAAGGGAAAGAAUCAGGGAAUGCAAGAAAACUGGCAGAUGUAAUUAUAAAUGAUAAAAAUGAUAUAACAGAACCGUUGUUGUUUCCCUGUGGGAAUCUCAAAACUGAUACUCUAACAAACGAGAUAUUUGAAGAAGGGAUUGAUACUGAUACUGUAAUUGUCUAUGAAACAGUACCUAACUCUACCCUAGAAGAUGAAUUUGUUGACAUUACAUCAAAUUAUACAAAUAUUCCAGAAUAUUUUGUGUACUUUAGUCCCUCAGGAGUUGAUUUUACUUUUAAUAUUAUCCAAAAACUGAGUGUUGUAGAUUCAAUAAAGUUUAUUGCGAUUGGCCCUACAACAGAAGUGGCUUUGAAAAGUAAGUCAUUAAAAGUGAAUGCUGUUGCACUUAAGCCUACGCCACAUGACUUACUAGAUGCAAUUAUAAGGUGAUGUCUACAGGGAUAGUCGGCCUUAAUUAAUAAAUAUCCGAUGUAUAUUUAGUGUGGUGAAUAUUUUGGGCUAGGAAAUGGUUAAACCAUACAGUUGGGUGAUUGUGUGAUAUUAAAGCUGUUAUUCUUAGCCUUUUAUUGUUGAACUAUUAAAUAAACUUGUUACUAUUGGAUUA